AGAAACGGUGACGUUUUCCAAUGGAGUGCAAAAUCAGGGUUAGAUUUUCUUCCAAAUUUUCCACUCCUAACCCAUCAAAUUGGGGAACAACAUUAGAUCUUGCAACGUCAAAUUCCAUAUACUUAGCUAAAAAGUUAGGUUUUUGCUUUCUAAGUUCAAAGUCGAGUCACAUUUCCACAUUAUCCUCUUUCAUUUCCAUACUAUCCGAAUAAGGAAGUGGAUUGUAAUGGCUACGCUCGUUCCUCAAUUCUAUCCGACUAGAUCUGCAUCGAUAUCCAAAGUUGUUUUUCAGGUUAAAUUAAAUCACUACGUUUGAGAUGAAUUUCACUCGUAUAAAUAAUGGCGAUUAUCUGUGAAAUUGGAGACACUUCUCGGAAAUUCAGUGUUUGGGAACCUGACAUUGUGGGAUUAGUAUUGAUCUUGUUGUAAAAUAUUUAAAUAUGUGUUGACCAAAAAGCAAAACAAAACCAAGAAGAAAAGAAAAGAAAGUUGUCUAUCAGAGUAUUGUAUGCAUUUGAAAGAGUCGUGACUGGAUAUUAGCGGUGCUAAGAAGCUUCAACUUUAAUCAAACAUAGCUGUCUUUGCUCUUCUGGUAAUACUGCUUUGUCAUGGAUAACACUCAAUAUCCAGGGUCAGUAAAACAAGGCUCGGAUGAAAAAUUUCCAGCCCUAUUUAAUCAUAUAGCGUCAAAAACAGUAGCUGGCUUUGACAGUAUUGAAGCAACAGGCAUUGUGGAUUAUCAGUCUCCAUCAACUUGGACUCCAGCUUCUAGUCCUUCGCUGGAUCUGACAUUUUCAACAGUGAAUGAAACAAAUGCACUUCAAAAGCAAGCUGAUGCAUUUCCACACCAUGUGCGUUCUGUUUCUAUCAGCAUGCCUUCCUCCCCUCUCGGGAUGAAAAGUGCUAUCGUCAAUGAUAAUGAUGGACCCAAGCUUGGGAAUCGGGGCUUAAGCCCUCUUGGCCUGUCGACUACUCCUUACAGCGAACUGCCAAGACAAACAAAAUUUCUUUCCCAGCCCAUACCAUUAGGCAAUGCAUAUGCUGAGGCAAUUUUGAAAGGGAAUUAUCCUGAGGCUACUAAGAAUCCGUAUAUCAACCCUAGAACUAGUAGGCUGAAAGAUAAAAGGUUUGACUCUUUCAAGACAUGGUCAGGGAAACUUGAGAGGCAGAUUUCACAUCUACGUGGAAAGCCGGAGGGCCCCGAACCAGAUGUUAAUGUUCUGGAGAAUUCCGAGGUGGAAACAUUACCUGUGGACCGCUACUUUGAUGCCUUAGAAGGACCUGAAUUAGAGACUUUACGGGCUUCGGAGGAGAUAGUCCUCCCAGAGGACAAGCAGUGGCCAUUCCUUCUUCGUUUUCCAAUUUCAUCAUUUGGCAUAUGCCUCGGUGUUAGUAGCCAAGCCAUCCUUUGGAAGACCAUUGCAACCUCUUCAUCAACUAGUUUCCUCCAUGUCAGCAUCGGCAUCAACCUUGUCCUCUGGUGUAUCUCUGUUGCUCUCGUCAGCAUUGUCUCCUUAAUUUAUCUUUUGAAAAUCAUAUUUUACUUCGAAGCAGUCAGACGCGAGUACUAUCAUCCCAUUCGUGUCAACUUCUUCUUUGCUCCGUGGAUAACCCUUUUGUUCUUAGCGCUAGGGGUGCCACCAUCUCUUACCAAAGGCCUGCAUCAGGCUCUUUGGUACGUUCUCAUGACACCAAUAUUCUUUCUAGAGCUCAAAAUAUAUGGACAAUGGAUGUCAGGAGGUCAGAGGAGGCUAUCUAAGGUUGCCAAUCCUACUAACCAUCUCUCUAUUGUUGGGAAUUUUGUUGGAGCACUGUUGGGUGCUUCAAUGGGUCUAAAAGAAGGACCUAUCCUCUUUUAUGCUGUUGGAUUGGCACACUACCUGGUUCUAUUUGUAACUCUCUACCAGAGGCUUCCAACAAACGAGACACUUCCGAAGGAGCUCCAUCCGGUAUUCUUUUUGUUUGUUGCGGCUCCAAGUGUUGCUUCGAUGGCUUGGGCAAAGAUUCAAGGGUCAUUUGAUUAUGGGUCGAAGAUUUCUUAUUUCAUCGCCUUAUUCCUCUAUCUCUCACUGGCUGUUAGGAUUAAUUUCUUCCGAGGAUUCAGAUUCUCGCUGUCUUGGUGGGCCUAUACUUUCCCAAUGACGGGGGCAGCUAUAGCAACCAUCAAAUACGCAAACGAAGUGAAACAUCCAGUAACACAAACUAUGACGGUGGUAUUUUCUGUUAUUUCUACCUUAACAGUAACAGCUUUGCUCGUGUCCACCAUCUUUCAUGCCUUUGUUCUACGUAACCUCUUCCCUAACGAUAUUGCUAUUGCAAUUUCACAAGUAAAAUCUAAGUCGCAUAAGAAACGAUUUCACUGGAGAAAUGGCAGUUCAGAUCAUACUAAAGACAUUGAAAACUAUUUGCAAACUGCGGGUUCAGAUAACAAGGACAUUGAAGCGGCUGUAACUAAACCUAAUGGUUUUUGAAGACAUGUUCCUUUACGCCUGUUGUAACUUAUAGGCCGAUAUCAAAUUGUUUGGAACAUUGUACACUGUAAAGAAGAAUGGUAUUGAAGAUAUGGAAAUAUGGAAGGUGGGUACUGCCAUCAGAUCGAAGUACAAGAAGUUUGCGAUGAGAGAAUAUAAUAUGACAUUAAGGCGGAUCAGCAAAUACUUGUAAAGCGAUACAUGAUUGAUGGACUCCUUCCUUAAUUCCUACUUGGCUGCAUGUCAUGUAAAUAUCUUCGUCUCCAAGUAUGCCCAGAUGUUUUUGGUGUGUGUAAUUAGUUAUAUACUAGAGAUAUGUGCUCCGAUUUGAAUGCACUCAAGGGUAUGCCGACAGAUGUUAAUGCGUUUUACUACAGUAAGGCUAACUGCAGGAACAUUCCACAGCUAUGACCUUAGGGUGUUCGGUGAGUGUCGGCUUGUUAAUGUUCUUUUCGUGUAUGUCUCUCUAGUGGUCUCGUGACAGUAUUUGGUGCAGAAAUAUCCUCGUUUUCUUCUGAACGUACAUGAUUAUUAUUUGAUUGACGAAGUCAAGAGUAUAAAAUGUUAGUCUAGCUAGCUAGCUAGCAGUUUCGAAUUAUAAUUUAGAUUGCAAACUAUUAGUAUCGAUAUUUUAAGGAUGCUGUACUAUGUUGUUUAUUAAUUUUGUUGAUUGAAGCUUCUCUUCUCUA
Papaver somniferum (opium poppy) is the source of this 3160-nucleotide messenger RNA. Its product is annotated as S-type anion channel SLAH3-like. The record is from RefSeq and is a predicted model, not a curated record. Gene Ontology annotation, molecular function: voltage-gated monoatomic anion channel activity. Gene Ontology annotation, cellular component: membrane. Gene Ontology annotation, biological process: intracellular monoatomic ion homeostasis; transmembrane transport. The transcript has 7 exons. NCBI's taxonomy places the organism in Eukaryota, Viridiplantae, Streptophyta, Magnoliopsida, Ranunculales, Papaveraceae. The coding region runs from base 609 to 2471 and encodes 620 amino acids.